This is a messenger RNA of Nezara viridula (southern green stink bug), 1149 nucleotides long. The record is from the annotation of a GenBank genome assembly. NCBI's taxonomy places the organism in Eukaryota, Metazoa, Arthropoda, Insecta, Hemiptera, Pentatomidae.
UCCACCAGUACCAUCACAUCCCUAAGUGCUAAUACCCCAUCCACAUAACAUAGGUUGCGGUAUUUUGCCUCGUUUUGCCUGUAGUGUGGGGCCAGGGUUACAUGUUACGUUGAAAUUGUUGUAGUUUUAUUUAACAGAAUAUUUUUAUAAUGACAGAAGAAGAUUCGAUAUUAGAUCCUACCAUCAAGAAGAAGAAGAAGAAAAAGAAGGGAAAUUUUGAUAUAGAUGCAGUUUUAACAGAUGUUGGUGAUGGUUCAGAGAAAAAAACUUUUAAUCUAGACGAACUAGAGAAUGCUUUACCAGAUGGAGGAGGUACUGGAAAGUCCAAUGCUCCUAAUGAUGUUGCAGAUGAAGGAGGGAUUGAGGAAUUUAACUUGGACAUGGAUUUCUCAAAAACAAAAAAGAAAAAGAAAAAAAAGAAAGAUAUUGAUGAGUUAGUUGCAGAUGAAGAAAAAGAAAAAGGAGAUGAAAAAGACCUUGAAAACGAGAGCCAGAAAUGGUUCGGCACUGACAGGGAUUACACUUAUGAAGAGCUGUUAACCAGGGUCUUCGAUAUUAUGAGAGACAAAAAUCCUGAAAUGGUAGCUGGGAAAAAGGCUAAAUUUGUUAUGCGACCUCCUCAGGUUGUUAGGAUUGGUACUAAAAAAACCUCUUUUGCAAACUUUGCAGAUAUAUGUAGAACGUUACAUAGAGUCCCAAAACAUCUCUUAGAUUUUUUAUUAUCUGAAUUGGGAACCAGUGGAUCUGUUGAUAUAAAUAAUCAACUGAUUAUUAAAGGAAGAUUUCAGCAAAAACAAAUAGAAAAUGUUUUACGAAGAUACAUAAAAGAGUACGUAACAUGUCAUACAUGUCGAUCACCUGAUACUAUCCUUCAAAAGGAUACUCGACUAUUCUUUCUACAGUGCGAGACAUGUGGUUCUAGGUGCUCUGUAGCCAGUAUCAAAUCUGGGUUUCAGGCUGUCACUGGCAAACGUGCUGCCAUCAGAGCAAAAACAACCUGAAGCUGUCUUGAAACAAGAUCUCUCACUCAGGCUGGUUAUUUUGUUAAAUUUAUACUGAAAUGUGCAUUAGAUAUUCGUCUUUUUUCAUUAAUAUACGUGUAUUAUAAUAUAUUAAGCAAUUAUAUAGUAAAUAAAUUGUUUACAUCCG